Colletotrichum godetiae is the source of this 384-nucleotide messenger RNA. RefSeq lists its product as uncharacterized. Lineage: Eukaryota; Fungi; Ascomycota; Sordariomycetes; Glomerellales; Glomerellaceae. The transcript is spliced from 6 exons. The coding region runs from base 1 to 384 and encodes 127 amino acids. The record is from RefSeq and is a predicted model, not a curated record.
AUGGUGAUGAUGGUGGUGGUGAUGGUGGUGGUGGUGAUGGUGGUGGUGGUGAUGGUGGUGGUAACGCAUCAUCAUCUCGCAACCAGCCGGGAGACGAGUAUUGACGUCGGCAUCUGCAUGUCACUACCGCCCACGCCCACUGGCCCUGGGGGAAAAAGAAAAGAAGAACAACUUUGUCCAGGCAAGGCAGCGGCGUUUGUAGGUAUCCGGUACUGGGCUAAGAAGUACUGCUGGGGCCUGUCCUGGAUCGCACCCACACCUGCGGCUCCACUAGAGGUGGGCGGGCACCCAACUGGGACGUGGACCAGGCCACCACACGGGGGAAACGACGCAGCAUUUUCCUCUCAGUGUCCGUACCGGGCCCGUACCUACUGUGUACCUUAG